Messenger RNA from Lactuca sativa (garden lettuce), 1332 nucleotides. The record is from RefSeq and is a predicted model, not a curated record. NCBI's taxonomy places the organism in Eukaryota, Viridiplantae, Streptophyta, Magnoliopsida, Asterales, Asteraceae.
AUGGGCGAAAGAUGGACGAAAGCCCUUGAAAGUGGAACUGAUUCUUAUCUGGUUGUUCAAAGCCUGCCUACUUUUGAUGACAUGAAAUUCAAGACCCCCUUAAAUAAAGUAAAGGCAGCUGAUCCCGAUUUCCUUGAUCCUUCAUCUGGAUGGGCUGUCGAUAGAGUCCUCUCAAGAUUCGAGCCCUUUAGUUUGUUAUCAAGCAGCUUAAAGGGUAAUCGCUGGCCACAAACUUGCAAGAGUCAGCUAUUUGUUCACAUUCAAGCAUUCGUUCCCCAUGUUCAAGCUAGUCGAAUCAGGUUUCAAAUCGGUGCUGGAACUUCUACAAUUGCUUUAGCUGGAGCAGCACUCGGAAUUGGAAAGAUAUUCAGUUCGGUCAUCCAUUCAGUAGCACGGAGUCCGGAAUUGGAUACUAAAUUAUUUGGUUAUGCCAUUUUAGGCUUUGCUCUCAUGGAAGCCAUUGCCUUGUUUGCUCUUAUGAUUGCCUUUCUGAUCUUCUUCGAAUCUGCUUAUCUACUUGCCUUUCAACCUCAGAGCAUUCAGUUCAGGUACCGCAGCGGUCGACGACUUGGCUGGGGCAGAUCUUCACUCAUUAUCCUUCUUCGAACCUUUUGGUAUGUAUUGCCCCCUAACUACAGAUCAGAUCCAGCAGAUGAGAAAGAAAAUUCCGCACUGCUGCUGAGUCGUCGGACUUAUCCACCAAGGGAUUCGUGGAAUUUCUCGCCCCCUUUUGGGUAUGCAGGUACUAAGUGUCCUCUCACUACCAACCAACAAACAUCAUCUGGCUGGGUCUUGCCGGCGUAAGGGAGAUCGGAGCAACAGGUAACGCCUAGACGACGUUUUUCUUCAUGGGAUGCAGUAAGUAGAUCGAGAGGUCGUUUCGCCCCUUGUCCCCGAAUAUGGGUAAUAUGUUCUCAUACAAUGUUGCUCCAAUCUGACCUAGCUGGCGAGCGAUCCCAGUUUGCGACAGAGAACAAGACAGCAAGCGAGUGUACCUUUGUUCGCUUCUUCUCCACCAAGCACGGAAGUUUAUGGAUAACUGUAGGUCGGUGGCUACCUAAGGAAACUCCGAUUCGAUCCGCCCCCCGGCUGGGAGGCAUCUACCUCAUCCCGAUCACAAGGAGGGGUUCACUAUGAUGGGGGGUACUUCUUUUUUUCCCUUCUGGAAAGAAUGAAAUGCAUAGGGGACCAUCCUUUUGUUGCGGCAUGCUCCUCAGAUUUACGGAUUCACAGGGGGGCUCAGGCCCUACUUAGUAGACUCACAAUGACAAAGGCUUGCGAAACUAAGUAGGGCCUUUUGAAUUGAAUCUUAAGUAGUCUAUCAGUGGUGCA